AUGUCCGAGUUUUGCUUAUGUCGGCGUCUACUGCUAAUCCAGAUGAGCAGAUUAUGGAAAGCAGCAGAAUGUCCUGUGGGUAAUUACAAAAGCGACCGGGGCAAUGCAUCGUGCCAGAAGUGCCCACCUAACUCGGAGGCAACAAGAAGCGGUAGUCUACACUGUACAUGUCGUCCAGGUUACUUUCGUGCCGAGAACGAAUCUGCUGAUAGGCCGUGCACUCAAAGCCCUAACCACCCUUCACGUCUUCAUGUUGCUGAUAUCGAUCAGUCUUCAGUGACAUUGGAAUGGGAUGAACCGUCGUCGUUGGGUGGCCGGACGGAGAUAUGGUACGAGUGGGAAUGUUCACGAGGUGAUUGUUCUGUGGUUGUUGCAAUACCUGCGGAUAAAAAACUGUUGUCAAGAACGGUUCGGCUAAUGGGUCUGAAACCUGACACGGAGUACUCGUUCAACAUUUUUGCGAAAAAUAGCGUAUCCAAGUACACCGAGACACCAGCAUAUCGGGUAAUCGAUGUACGAACUCCACCUCUGACUCGAUAUGUCGUGAGUGGUCUACGUGUAGAAAGCGAGCAAAGAGACGGUAUAACUCUUGCCUGGCUCUCACCAUCUGUUGCGCAACGGAUGAAAUAUGAAAUUGAGAUCAAGCCGAAGACGGGCAAAAGUGUCGUCGCGGUGACGGAGAACAAUUAUCAUACAUCAUUAAACAUGAAUCCUAGUGUUCCAUAUCGCUUUAGGGUGCGAGUUUACGUGAGCGGCUGGGGUGAGUGGAGUGAUCCGCUUUGGUACCAGCUCGGACGUGGAAUUGUUCAAGAACAGCACGGUCCGGGAGCGGUACCAUUUGGUGCACUUCCUGGGUGGGUAGUGCUGAUGACAAUGGUGUUGUUCGUACUCGUUCUCGCAUUUCUGUUUGUAUUAUGUCGGCGUAAAACGCAUAAUCGGAAACAGAUGAGUGAUCUGGAUGUGCUCGACACCUACAAGCAAGACACGAUGACACCAGAUUACAUUUCCGGUAACCGGCAAUUCACCGAUGCCUUUCGUCCCGUAAAACGAGUUUUUCCAGUAAACGCACCCCUCAUACCAUCUUAUGGAGGAAGUUCCUCAUCUCAACCACCACCGUACUACGGAAGUGGAGGAGCCCCAUCCGCAUUCAAGCCAUAUGUUGAUCCGACAACGUACGAGGAUCCAAACCAGGCGUUGGUGGAAUUCACUUUCGACAUUGAUCCUGCUGCUGUGUUUAUAACAGAAGUGAUUGGUGGUGGUGAAUUUGGUGAUGUCUGCAAGGGCGGUCUGAAGAGGAACAUGAUUGGCGGUGGUAUCGCAAACAGUAUUUUUGAUAAUGAAGUCGAUGUUGUGGCAAUCAAAACGCUAAAGCCUGGUAGCACCUCAAAAGCGAAGGCAGACUUCUUAUUGGAGGCCUCAAUUAUGGGCCAAUUUGCUCACCAAAAUGUAAUUCGCUUGAUCGGUGUUGUUACUCGAUCGGAGCCAGUUAUGAUAGUUACUGAAUUUAUGUCAAAUGGUUCGCUGGACUUCUUGCUUCGCAGCAAAGAUGCUCGUGGAGAGGAAAUUGGUUGGCCUCGGAUCGUAGAAAUGUUAAGAGGAAUAGCAGCAGGCAUGAAAUAUUUAACCGAUAAAGGAUACGUUCAUCGUGAUCUCGCUGCCCGAAAUGUAUUGGUCGACUCGGAGUUGAACUGUAAAAUAGCUGAUUUUGGCCUCUCUCGUGGGGUUGAUGAUUCUGCAGAACAGGAGUACACGACGAAUGGUGGUAAAAUUCCUGUACGUUGGACAUCACCAGAAGCAAUCACUCAUCGUAAAUUUACGGCAGCGUCAGACGUUUGGAGCUUUGGUGUUCUAGUUUGGGAAACUUGUUCAUUUGGUGAAAGACCGUAUUGGGAUUGGACAAAUCAGAAGGUCAUUAGUGAGGUCAUGCUCGGAUAUCGUUUACCAGCUCCAAUGGACUGCCCUUUGGCACUACAUCGGCUCAUGCUGUGGUGUUGGCGACUAGACCGACACGAGCGGCCGACAUUUGCACAGGUUCUCGCCAUUCUCGAGAAAUAUGCGAGGAAUCCUGAGCUUAUUCAUGUGGAUAGUUCUACUUUGAUUGCUGGAAGGAAUGGAAGUUCAGUGGCGAAGUGA
Molecule: messenger RNA, 2133 nt
Organism: Angiostrongylus costaricensis
Lineage: Eukaryota; Metazoa; Nematoda; Chromadorea; Rhabditida; Metastrongylidae
Source: the annotation of a GenBank genome assembly